Messenger RNA from Gavialis gangeticus (Gharial), 1964 nucleotides. It is a transcript of the gene GOT2, whose product is annotated as glutamic-oxaloacetic transaminase 2. The transcript has 10 exons. NCBI's taxonomy places the organism in Eukaryota, Metazoa, Chordata, Crocodylia, Gavialidae. Gene Ontology annotation, cellular component: mitochondrion. Gene Ontology annotation, molecular function: L-aspartate:2-oxoglutarate transaminase activity; pyridoxal phosphate binding. The coding region runs from base 47 to 1333 and encodes 428 amino acids. The record is from RefSeq and is a predicted model, not a curated record. Gene Ontology annotation, biological process: biosynthetic process; L-aspartate catabolic process.
CGUGCUGCAGCUCCGCGUGCGCCUGUGUGUCCCAGCUCCGCGCACCAUGGCCCUGCUGCAACCCUCCCGGCUCCUGGGCGCCGCGACAUCGCGCCGCGCCUGCCUCGCCCCCACUGCCGCCAGAGCCAGCUCCUGGUGGUCUCAUGUAGAGAUGGGACCCCCUGAUCCUAUUCUGGGGGUGACAGAAGCUUUCAAGCGUGACACCAACGCUAAGAAGAUGAACCUGGGUGUUGGAGCCUACCGGGAUGAUAACGGGAAGCCCUACGUCUUGAACUGCAUCCGCAAAGCAGAGGCCCAGAUCGCUGCUAAGAAGAUGGACAAAGAAUACUUGCCGAUUGCAGGGUUGGCAGAGUUCAAUAAGGCAUCAGCAGAGCUGGCACUGGGUGAAACCAGUGAAGUUAUCCAGAAUGGCCGGUAUGUCACUGUGCAGAGUAUUUCUGGGACUGGGUCUCUGAGAAUUGGAGCCAAUUUCCUGCAACGAUUCUUCAAGUCUAGCCAUGAUGUGUACCUGCCCAAACCGUCCUGGGGAAACCACACCCCCAUUUUCAGAGAUGCAGGCUUGCAGCUGCAGGCCUAUCGCUACUAUGAUCCCAAGACCUGCGGCUUUGACUUCUCUGGAGCCUUGGAUGACAUUUCUAAAAUUCCUGAGAAGAGCAUCAUCCUCUUUCAUGCCUGUGCUCACAACCCCACGGGUGUGGACCCAAGACCAGAGCAAUGGAAAGAGCUGGCCUCUGUGGUAAAGAAAAGGAAUCUCUUUGUGUUCUUCGACAUGGCAUACCAGGGCUUCGCCAGUGGGGACAUCAACAGGGAUGCCUGGGCUGUGCGUCACUUCAUUGAGCAAGGCAUUAACAUUGUGCUGUCCCAGUCCUAUGCCAAGAACAUGGGCCUAUAUGGGGAACGUGUGGGUGCUUUCACCGUCAUCUGCAGUGAUGCAGAGGAAGCCAAAAGGGUGGAGUCCCAGCUGAAGAUCCUGAUCCGUCCCAUGUACUCGAACCCACCCAUCAAUGGAGCCCGGAUUGCCUCCACCAUCCUAAACAGCCCUGACCUGCGAAAGGAAUGGCUGGGAGAGGUGAAGGGGAUGGCUGACCGGAUCAUUGGCAUGCGCACCCAGCUGGUGUCCAACCUCAAGAAAGAGGGCUCCUCCUCCAACUGGCAGCACAUCACUGACCAGAUUGGCAUGUUCUGCUUCACAGGGCUGAAACCGGAGCAGGUGGAGCGACUGACUAAGGAGUUCUCUAUCUACAUGACUAAAGACGGCCGCAUCUCCGUAGCGGGGGUCACAUCAGGCAAUGUGGGUUACCUGGCUCAUGCUAUCUACCAAGUCACCAAGUAAAUGCAGCAGAGCAGCUGGCCUUCCCCUUGGCAGUCCCUGGCCUCUGAUUCCAGAGGAUAGAGAAAGUGAAGGGCAUUUAGGGGGGCAAGCAGAUGGCUUUCAACCACAGCACUUAACUCAGUCAUUGAAUGUAUCUUGUAGGCAAGGCAGUGGCUAGAGGCUUUGACACAUGUAACCAAAGCCACUUGCAUGCCUCAGGCUGGCUUCCUCUCUUCCCUUCAAAAGCAUCCUAUCAUGAAUUGCCUCCUGACCCUACAUGGAAGUUUUUCAGACUUGAAGUGAGCAUCUUGGCAGGAUUUCUUCAAACAUUUACAUCACUAGUGUUUGAGUAGCACAAGCACUGAGUGCUCUCUCCCUUACCUGAGAAUGUUUCUUGAAACAGUUACUCACUUAAAACAAGCUAGAGCAGAAGUCAGGCCCCUUCCUUUUCAACUCUGCUCUUUGUGCUGACACAAGUCCAUACAGUUGUAGUUUUCUGGGUUUUAUUCUGAUCAGCUCCUCAGGACAUCCUGGUGUCUAAAUCUGAUGGUACCACUUCUCCAUUCCUGUUUGCUUCAUUGCUGCCCCUCCUACCACUUUCCUCAAAUGUCCCUGAAAUUGAGGUUCUGCUCUGAAAAGGGCUGGUCACUAG